ACCUCAGAAGUUGACUUUCAGUUUUGUUUUCAGUGCAUGUUAAUAUUAACCGGAAAAUGCCUCUGCUCAUUUCGCUUUGUUGUGACUACAUCCACGCAGCAAAGAGUGCCUGGGUCGGCUGUGUCAGCUGGGUCAGCGUGGUCGUGUCUAAAAAGAGUGGAUUUAACCCCAGGAGGAUUCUGUGCCUGGACACCGUGUGAGCUGUAAGGGAAACUCAGAGACGCAGCAGCUGACGCCAUGGCCGGCCUAUCCUCCACAGAGUGCAUGAAUUUCAUUGAGAAUGUCAGUAAGUGUAUCACGGACUCCACGAGUACAGAUGAUCUGCAGAGACUGUUAAAUUAUGAUAGCAUCUGGAAGAUGUUUGUGAAAGAAGCUGAAUUGUCCAGGGAUGAAGCACAGGAGUUGAAUGAUUGUUUGAAGAAUCAUACAGCAAACAGCAAAAUGAUGAAGCAAAAAAGAAUCCCAGUGGAUAUCUUGACUAAGGAGAAGUUUUUGGAAAUAUUUCCUAAGGAGAAAGCAAAAAUUGAGUCAUGUAUACAAAAACUUCAAGAGCUUGCGAAAGAGAUUGAUAAGACACACAAGGGUUGCACCAUCUCCAACGUGGCCACCAGCUCUGUUGGGGCCGUCUCUGGGGUCAUGAGCAUCGCUGGCCUGGUUCUAGCUCCCUUCACAGCAGGGGGCAGUUUGCUGCUCUCAGCAGCUGGAGCAGGUCUGGGAGCAGCAACUACUGUAUCUAGCACUACCAUUAUGAUUGUAGAAGAAACAAACACCCGCUUAGCUGAAGCUAAAGCCAAAAGUAUUCUGUCAAGCAGUGAGCACAGUGUGAGGAAAUUGCUAGGAGAUGAGAUUUUUCUUAAAAUUGGUAUAAAUUUUUAUACAUUCUUCUGUAACUUGAAAACAAUGGCAAGGAACAUCCGUGCUCGCAGGAUAGCCCUAGCCAACCCUGGCUUAGCAAGAGAUGUCAUCCGCUACAUAACCAAGGGGGGACUCUCAGCCCAAAGGGUUUGGCAAGUACAAAAAACAUUUCAAAAGACAGCCUUGUCAAUGAGCAGAGGAGCCCGGGUCGCAGGUACAGUGGUAAAUGGUUUCUUCCUUGGGCUGGAUGUGUACAACAUUGUGCAAGAUUCAAAGCAUUUGCAAGAAGGGGCAAAGGCACCCCUAGCUGAAAAGCUGAGGCAGAAGGUUCUGGAACUGGAGGAGAAGUUGGAGGAACUCACCCAGAUCCACAGGAUUUUGUGUGAAAUGACCCCUCCCCACAAAAAUGCAUAGGUAAGGGUACAUGUUCUGGACAGAGUCAUGGACAGAUGAGAAAUUAUAAUAGGGGGAAAGGGAUGAAAUCAAGACCAUGCAACUAGAUAUUAAGGGACUCGGCACUUUUGUGGGUGACCAUAGUCAGGGAGGGGUUAAUGCAGAUUAGUUUGGUUAAAAGGAGGGCAAGAUGCAAGGAUAGUUCAACCACGAAAAUGAAUAUACAUGGUGUAGUACAUAAAUAAGAGCAAGGAUUAGCAUUGUAUCAUCUCAUUUGAUGCAGAAAAGGCCUUCACAAAAUUCAACCUCAUUUCCUGAUAAAAGGCUGAAGGAUCUAACAAGAGCAGGAUUACACCUCUAGGGUUCAUUUACCACAAAUCCACAAAGCCCAUCAUUCUGAACAGAGAAAAACUGAAAGAACUUAUUCUAAAAUUGGGGACCAGGUGAAGUUGCCCACUUACUCUACUGCUAUUCAGUGUAACUCUUGAAAUUUUAGACAGAGCAAUUAGUCAGGAGAAAGAAAAACAAUGUACAUAAGAAAAGGAUAAGAAGAAAACAAAACACCUAAGUCAAAUUAUCCAUAUUUACAGAUAACACAAAUCUUUAUUGAGAAAUUCUAAAGACCCCACCUAAAGACAUUUAUAAUUGAUAAACAAUUUCAACAAAGUAGCAGAACACACAAUCAACCUGAAAAAGUCAAACACAUAUCUAAACAUCAGUAAUGAGCUAGCUGACAAACAAAUUAAGAAAACAACUGCAUUUACAAGCACUCUCAAAAAAGGUAAAAACAGAAAUGAAAUCUAGUGUCUAGGAAUCAGCCUAAUCCAGAUGAAAGACUUCUACAAUGAAAGUUAGAAAAUACUGGGAAAAAAAAAAAACCAGAAGGUGACAUUAGAAAUUAGAAUGCCUUCCCCCAUGUUCCUUGGAAUCAAAUCCAUUCCUCAGUUCUUUACCAGCCCUGGAAACCAAAUUGUGCUGCUGUGGUCACAGCGCAGAAGACAGAAUGGUGGGAAGACUGGAAGCCAGGAGCUUCCAGCAGGCCUGGGAGCUGUGGCAUGACAAGGUUAGCGGACUCCUGUGGGCAAACUCUCCUUUGUUUGAUAAUGUGCAGGCCUGGGUUCAGAGAUGUAGUGGGGGCCACUUCCCCUGGACAUGAGGAGAUUACUUCUAGAGAUGCAGGCCAGGUGCUUGGGCAGUAACCUCAGGAGCCCAGAUCGCAGGUGAAAUCACCACAAGUGUCCUCUUUUGAUGGAUGUGUGCUACCUUGGGCUAAACUUGGCUUCUCCUAUGAGAACACAAAAUGUAAAUAAAGAGUAAAAUAAAACUUAAAACAUAAGAAAUAGGCAGAUAGAUGUUUUGCAAGUGGAAAGGGAACCAAAUGGGAGAGGAUGGAAGAAAGGAAAGAGAUUUUAAAGAAAAAAAUUAAGAUGUGUUAUGGAUCCUUCCUGGUAAGCAGCAGCGGUGUGAGCCAGCAAGCAGAGGGGCACCAGGGAGAGAACAAGUCAGUGUCUCCCAUGAGCCUAUGGGGAAUCAAAGGGGUCCCCUCAGUCCCAUUAGCAACUGGACGGUGUCCAGGUCAGCUGGAGUUGAUAGCAACUGAAGCAUAUAAAGCAACUAAAUACCUGUAUUGUUGGGUUGAUCAUGCUGAUGUGGGGCCAGAGGUCUGAGCUUCUCUUUUAGAGGAUGACCCUAUCUAUACAAUAUAGGAAAUAUGAGAGAUUUGCUUCUGUCUUAUCUUUGAAGGCAAAUGUUUUUACUGUUUAGCCUUUUCCUGAUUAAUUAUUUCACUCUAUUCAAUAUUCUGUUUUGAAUGAUUUUAUAAAGUUCUAUUUUUGGUUUAAUUUUGCUAUAUGUGGGAUGCACAACUAUUAUGAAGAUAACCAGAUAUACUAGGGUAUCUACCACUGUUAUCCUGGUAUCCUGCUCUGAAGUUCUGUACCAGUUUCACUGCAUUGUCUUGAUUAGCUUUGUUCUGUCAUGUUUUGUUGUAUUUUACUAUCUUCAAAAAACGCUAUGUACAUAUAUUAACUCUCUACAAAGAGUAUAACCCUUAGGUACCGCAAACAUACACUGAACUAAUAAAAAGGCAGACUGACAAA
Messenger RNA from Cavia porcellus (domestic guinea pig), 3347 nucleotides. RefSeq names its product apolipoprotein L3-like. Bases 238 to 1269 code for a protein of 343 amino acids. Gene Ontology annotation, molecular function: lipid binding. The record is from RefSeq and is a predicted model, not a curated record. The transcript is spliced from 4 exons. Gene Ontology annotation, cellular component: extracellular region; membrane. NCBI's taxonomy places the organism in Eukaryota, Metazoa, Chordata, Mammalia, Rodentia, Caviidae. Gene Ontology annotation, biological process: lipoprotein metabolic process; lipid transport.